UUCAAGUGUCUGUCAUUAUUCUGUCAGUAUGGAGCUCAGUCAACUUCCUCUUGUGCUCUUGCUGAUUUCAAACAUCCACUCUGAACACACUGAAGACUAUCCUAAAGCCAGUGUGAGGAUUACUCCUGAUCUGCAUGUGUUCAGAGGAGAGUCAGUCUCUAUCAGAUGUGACAUUAAUGCUGAAGGAGUCUCUAGCUGGCUGUACGGCUGGUAUAAAGAAGGUUUAGAUGGUGCAUUCAGUGGUUUACAGGAAUACACAAUAAGGUCUGUUACUGAGUCUGACGCAGGUAAAUACUCCUGUAACGGCACUGAGAGUAAAGGUUCACGCAGAUCACAAAUGAGUGAUGCAGUUGCACUGACAGUAUCAGACAGACCCCAGACAGCUUUAAGUGUUUCUCCACAGAACUGGUUGACUGAAGGAGAUUCAGUGACUCUGAUCUGUGAGGUUGACGGCUCUUCUACAGGCUGGACAUUCAACUGGUACAUGCUAAUGCUUUCUGACAAUCGUUAUCAUCAUAAACCUCUCUCAGACAGCAGUAGAGGAGCUGGAGGAAAAUACACUGUCAGUUCUGUUGCUCUAAAACACACAGGAGUUUAUUUGUGUGAAAUAGAGAGAGGAAAACCAACAUAUAAAACUUACAGCAACACACUGCCACUGUGGGUCACUGCAAGUGUUUCUCCUCCAGUCUCUCUGGUCAUCAGUCCCAGCAGAGCUCAACACUUUGAAGAUGACUCUCUUUCUCUGAGCUGUGAAGACAAGAGUAACUCUACUGGAUGGAGAGUCAGAAGAUACACAGACAGCAGGCAGAUGAGUGAUUGUUCAUCACAAACAAGAUCUACAUGUACAGUCAGCCUCACCACAUCAGACACUGGAGUUUACUGGUGUCAGUCUGAAUCUGGAGAGAACAAUAAUCCUGUUAAUAUCACUGUACAAUCUGGUGUGAUUCUGGAGAGUCCUGUUCAUCCUGUGACUGAAGGAGAUACUCUGACUCUACACUGCUUAUAUAAAUCUACAACUCCAGCAAAGCUCAGAGCUGAUUUCUAUAAGGAUGGAUCACUCGUACAGAAUCAAACCUCAGAGAUGAUCAUCACUGCUGUCUCAAAGUCACAUGAGGGUUUCUACUACUGCAAACACACAGAAGGAGAGUCACCCAAGAGCUGGAUCUCAGUCAGAGUGUCUGGUUCAGCAUCUCAGAUCUCUGUCUUCAACAUACUCAGUUCUGGUCUGGCAGUUUGUCCAUAUCUGCUAGUGACAGUUGUGCUGAUUGUCAAAUGCUGUAGAAUGAGAGGAAACACGACUGAAUGAUCUAUUUUUAGUCACUGUAAUCAUUACUGAGGGCUGAGUUAUUAAGUGAUUCAGUACUGUAAAGAAACCCCAGUGAAAAUAUUAAGGGCAUUGCUGUUCAUUUAUUUAUUUUUUUAAAUGUGAUUACAGGUACCCAGUUACACACUGUAAACAAAUCUAACCUUUCUGUAUUAAUCAAUUAAAUUCAUGAGAAAAAAGAGAAGCAGAAUAAUUAUUAUAUUUUGGUAUUCAGAUGUUUUGCAGAGUAAUUCCAUUAAUUGCGAAGAUUCAUUGGGAUUUUGUGUAUGUUUUAGUCAUAGAGGUCAGAAAAACAGUUUAAAUAUGACAUUCAUGAUGUAACUAAUUUGUGUACUCCAACUGCAAACAUGCUUUACUGACCAACAGUGUAAACAUUAUUAUAAGUAAUGUUAUGUAUUAAACUAAAUCUGGAAAAAUAAAAACAAACAGAAAAUG
Messenger RNA from Danio rerio (zebrafish), 1759 nucleotides. The record is from RefSeq and is a predicted model, not a curated record. Lineage: Eukaryota; Metazoa; Chordata; Actinopteri; Cypriniformes; Danionidae.